AUGGCGGCAGCUUUCUGUGGUGCCCCAACACCCUGGCUUGUCAGAGUCCUCGCUUUUCGGGGCCUUGAGAGAGUGCAGGUCGCAUCUCGGUCCGCGCGCACAAGUCACCCUUUGGUGCGCGGCGACCCCGCUCGGCAUGGUCGCUGUUGCGAGGGCGGGGCCAACCACGCUGCUUCUGUUUCCAGUACUAGUCCACGUUCGCGCCGCGCCGUUUACGCCCAUCGCCAGCGCUGCCAGUCCAGGGAGGCCUGCGAUGUCUCCCAUUGGCCGGGACCACAUCUUGCUGCAGGACCAGAGAGCGUGCAGAAGGCGAAGAUGAAGAUGACGAAGGCGCCGCGGACGCCGCCGGCGAGGGCGCCCGAGCCGAAGGAGAGAGCCAGGAGGUCUGCAGCAGCCCUGCGGGCGACGCCCAGGACCGGACGCGCGCCGCUCGCCGGGCACGACGCCCGCCGGGAGCCCCCAGACGUUGGGGUCAAGCAGGCUUCAGAAGGCGACGGUCGUGCAGAAGGUGGUGCUUGA
This is a messenger RNA of Prorocentrum cordatum, 519 nucleotides long. NCBI's taxonomy places the organism in Eukaryota, Dinophyceae, Prorocentrales, Prorocentraceae. The record is from the annotation of a GenBank genome assembly.